ACGUACAGUUUGGAACUUUGCCCUCUCCCUCCACAACAAUGUCCAACUUCAUAUCUAAAUUUUUCCUCAAGGUCUCAAGGCACAGCAGUGGAGCCAUAACACAUACAGAGACUGUUUCACAGAGAGGAGACAGAGAAGAAAGAGGAAAACAUUAAUAUGCAAGGGUAUUUCUUCUUGUCUACUUGGUCAGAGAAAUCCUCUCUUUUGUGGAUUUUAAAAUAAAACUUUACCUUUAUCUGUUGGCUGCAACAAAAUGCAGUCACAACUUUGUUUGGUACCACUUGGAUCUAAUGGAAAACUCUAACUGCAAACCACCACUGCAAACAAGGAGGAUUUAUUCGGAGGGAUGGGCCAUCUUAUGAUUGAACAAACUUUUUUUUUUUUUAAUUUAGGUGCAAGAUUUUCAUUACAACCCUGACCAUAGAUAGACUUGGAGUUGGAUCUAUUUCCUCUGAACUGGAAACUGAUAAAAGACGUCAGCAGAGAAGACAGAACAUUACGCCUCUGAAAACCUUCACUAAACUUGCAUGGUUCAUCUCAGGGCUUCAGUACGUUGUGGGCUUUUUUUUAAAGCAACAAACAGAAUAGACAAACAUUUGGAGUUUGAAAUCUUUUCAACAUAAUUAAACAUAUACUCUGAUACAGUUGGAACACACAAGUUUUUUUGUUUAUGUUAUAGCUAGUUUUAGCCAUGGCAGAGAGGAGACGAAUGGGCUACAGCGUGCACAGGGAGAUUCUGGAUGAAGGAGCAGUGGAUGAGCUGGCAGACAAGUCUGACUCGAAAACAUCUCUGUCUGAGAGGGUCAAAAAGUCAAUAAGGUGUUCUGGUCCCAGGUUGAAGAGCUGCCUGCUGGGUAGUGUUCCUGUUGUAUCAUGGCUGCCUCAAUACUCCAUCAGAGAAAACGCCCUGGGUGACCUGAUCUCUGGAAUCAGUGUGGGGAUCAUGCAUUUGCCGCAGGGUAUGGCCUAUGCCUUGCUAGCAGCUGUUCCCCCAGUCUUUGGCCUUUACUCCUCCUUCUACCCAGUCCUCAUCUACUUCAUCUUCGGCACGUCCAAGCACAUCUCAGUUGGAACAUAUGCUGUGAUGAGUGUGAUGAUAGGAGGGGUGACAGAGCGAAUAGCCCCAGACUCGAACUUUAUGAUAUGGAACAAUGUGACCAACUCCAGUAUAGUUGAUACCAUCUCCAGGGAUGCAGAGAGGGUCAGAGUGGCUGCAGCUGUCACCUUCAUGUCUGGAUUAUUUCAGAUUCUGCUCGGACUAGUCCAGUUUGGUUUUGUUGUGACCUACCUGUCUGAGCCGCUGGUCCGAGGUUACACCACAGGAGCUGCAAUCCACGUCAUUGUGUCCCAGCUCAAAUACACCUUUGGCAUCAGCCCUGUGAGACACAGUGGACCAUUCUCAUUGAUAUAUACUGUGUUGGAGGUGUGUUAUCUCAUUCCACAGACAAACAUUGGUACUCUUGUGGUCAGUAUCGUCACUAUAAUCGGUCUCAUCCUUGCAAAGGAGCUCAAUACAUACUUGAGUAAAAAAAUACCUGUUCCUCUACCUGUGGAGCUGAUUGGUAUUAUUAUUGCUACAGUAGUCUCCUGGCAAGUUAACUUGGAGGAGAAAUAUGGAGUGGAUGUGGUGGGAGAGAUUCCCUCAGGUCUCCAGCUGCCUGUUCUCCCAGCUGCUUCACUCUUUGGUCAGGUGAUCGGGGAUGCCUUCGCUCUGUCUGUGGUUGGCUAUGGCAUCGCCAUCUCACUGGGACGAAUCUUUGCCCUGAAAUAUGGAUACAAUGUGGACAGCAACCAGGAACUAAUCGGCCUGGGUCUGAGUAACUCCGUCGGAGGAAUUUUCCAGUGUUUUGCCAUCAGCUGCUCCAUGUCUCGCACCAUGGUUCAGGAGAGCACAGGCGGGAAGACUCAGGUUGCUGGGGCUCUAUCAGCAAUAGUUAUCCUUUUCAUCACACUCUGGAUUGGAGCUCUCUUUGAAGAUUUGCCGAAGGCAGUGCUGGCUGCCAUCAUCUUUGUCAACCUCCAUGGCAUGAUGAAGCAGUUCAUGGACAUCCAUGCACUGUGGAGGAGCAACAAAGUAGACAUGAUGAUCUGGGUGGUCACUUUCAUCCUCACCGUGCUGUUCAACCCUGACCUGGGACUGGCUGCUGCCAUCGGUUUCUCCAUGCUCACCAUCAUCUUCAGGACACAGCUACCUAAAUACUCACUAUUAGGGCAGGUCCCAGGCACUGACAUUUACAGGCCACUGGAGGACUACAAUCAGGUCAGGCAGGUGCCAGGGAUUUUGAUCUUCCGCUCUUCUGCCACCCUCUACUUUGCCAAUGCUGAGAUGUACCAAAAUGCCCUUGGAGAAAAGUCUGGCAUUGACAUUAUUAAGAUCCUGUCAGCAAAGAAGAAAUUAGAGGCCAAAAGGAAGAGGCAUGAGAAGGAAUAUGCAAAGAAAGCUGCCAAGAAGAAUGCAGUGGACAUGGAGGGGAAGCCAGAGAGGGAGAACCAGAAGGAUGUUGCCAUCAUUGAGAUGGAUGCUGAGCCCGAUCCCUCACUCCCCAGAGCCAUGGUCCUCGACCUCAGCCCUGUCAACUUCCUGGAUACUGUGGGAAUCAAGACACUAUGCAGCAUCCGGAGAGACUAUGGGGAUAUUGGUAUUGAGGUGGUUCUCGCUGGCUGCCAAACCUGUGUGGUGGACAACCUGCAGACUGGAGGUUUCUUUAAUGAAAAAGUGACAAAGUCCUGUCUCUUCUCCACCAUCCAUGACGCUGUUUUGCACUGUCAGUCUUCCAGAACACAGAGCCAAGACAAGGGGAUCACAGCGACACAUUUGUGAGUCCUGAGAGGAACGAUGGAGGAUAUUAUGAGAAAAUGCCAGACACUUGUGUGUAUGAGGAUUUUAUCCAGUGAGCUUCAAAUAGCUCCCGUCUGUCACAAACACAGACACACAAACCUGCAGACACACACACACACACACACACAUUGUAACAAACACAAUACAUGAAGACAAAAACAACAGAAUGCAAAUAAAUGACAACAGACUACACAUAUGGAGUCUCACAGUAAUAUGCCAUAGUGGAGGAGUAUACGUGUCAAAGCAAUAGCUCAUGCAAAAACCACAUAAACAUACACACUUGUAGUUAAAUCAUAUUAAUACAGAUUGAUAUUCUUCUGACUAUUUUUGGCUAACUAUGCAUGUUGUUUUUAAAAAUGAAGUUAUUACAUUGCAUUUAAAUCACUAACAAACACAAAAUAAAUACCUGCAUGCAUGGUUUAUUUAUGGAAAUCAAAAAAUCUGUUCAUGUACUUACAUGAAAAAUAAACAUUAUUUACUUAGUCAAA
Molecule: messenger RNA, 3327 nt
Organism: Siniperca chuatsi (mandarin fish)
Lineage: Eukaryota; Metazoa; Chordata; Actinopteri; Centrarchiformes; Sinipercidae
Gene: slc26a6.2
Product: solute carrier family 26 member 6
Exons: 20
Coding region: 692-2821 (709 amino acids)
Biological process (GO): transmembrane transport
Cellular component (GO): membrane
Molecular function (GO): oxalate transmembrane transporter activity; bicarbonate transmembrane transporter activity; chloride transmembrane transporter activity
Source: RefSeq, a predicted model, not a curated record